Molecule: messenger RNA, 1874 nt
Organism: Peromyscus leucopus (white-footed mouse)
Lineage: Eukaryota; Metazoa; Chordata; Mammalia; Rodentia; Cricetidae
Gene: Rsad1
Product: radical S-adenosyl methionine domain containing 1
Exons: 9
Coding region: 122-1450 (442 amino acids)
Biological process (GO): porphyrin-containing compound biosynthetic process
Cellular component (GO): cytoplasm
Molecular function (GO): 4 iron, 4 sulfur cluster binding; coproporphyrinogen oxidase activity
Source: RefSeq, a predicted model, not a curated record
AGGUCACGCACAGCCCGUCUGACUUCCGCCGGGGCGACCCACGCGGCUCAGCUCGGGGCACACCCUUGCUGGGCGCGCUGUCGAGGUCUCGGAUCCCUGCCUUCUGCCGCCCUUGCACGCCAUGGUUCCCUCCCGGGUCCGGCCCGGGAGAUGGGCGGCCGCAGCCAGGGCGGCCCAGAGGCGCCCUCGUGUGGACAGCCCGGGACAGCCUCGGAGUCCCGAGUCCGCGAGCACGCGCGCGGCGCUUUACGUGCACUGGCCCUAUUGCGAGAAGCGCUGCAGCUACUGCAACUUCAAUAAGUACAUCCCCCGCGGCGUGGAGGAGGGAGCCUUGCGGAACUGCCUGGUGACUGAGGCGCGCACGCUGCUGCGGCUCAGCGGGGUGCAAAGGGUGGAGUCCGUGUUCUUUGGUGGAGGAACCCCGAGUCUGGCCAGCCCUCACACUGUGGCUGCUGUCCUGGAGGCCGUGGCACAGGAAGCCCAUUUGCCUGCAGAUUCGGAAGUCACAUUGGAGGCCAACCCCACUUCAGCCCCGGGUUCCAGGCUGGCAGCUUUUGGAGCAGCAGGAGUCAACAGGCUGUCCAUUGGUCUGCAGUCCCUGGAUGACACGGAGCUGCAGCUGCUGGGCCGGACUCACUCAGCGGGCGACGCUCUGCAGACGCUGGCCGAAGCCCGGCGCCUUUUCCCUGGCCGGGUGUCGGUGGAUUUGAUGCUGGGGCUGCCGGCACAGAGGGUGGAGCCGUGGCUCCAACGGCUUCAGAAACUGCUGCACCACUGUGACGACCACCUCUCCCUCUACCAGCUGACCCUGGAGCGGGGCACCGCACUCUUUGCUCAGGUGCAGCAGGGCACCCUCCCAGCGCCCGACCCCGACCUGGCUGCUGAGAUGUACCAGGAGGGCAGGACCGUCCUUCGAGACGCUGGCUUCCGCCAGUACGAGGUCUCCAACUUUGCCCGGAACGGGGCGCUCAGUACCCACAACCGGACUUACUGGCAGUGUGGUCAGUACCUUGGCAUCGGGCCUGGAGCCCACGGACGAUUCGUGCCCCGGGGAGCUGGAGGCCACACCCGGGAAGCACGGAUCCAGACACUGGAGCCAGACAACUGGAUGAAAGAGGUGAUGCUCUUUGGUCAUGGCACCCGGAAGCGUGUCCCCCUGGGCAAGCUGGAGCUGCUGGAGGAGGUUUUGGCUAUGGGGCUGCGCACUGAUGUGGGGGUCACUCAUCAGCACUGGCUGCGGUUUGAGCCCCAGCUAACCCUGUGGGACGCGUUCGGAAGCAGCAGAGAGGUGGAGGAGCUGUUGGCUCAGGAUCUGCUGCUGCUGGACUACAGGGGUCUCCGGUGUUCCUGGGACGGUCUGGCUGUGCUGGACUCGCUGUUGCUGACUCUCCUGCCUCAACUCCAAGAGGCCUGGCAGCACAGGACUCCCUCACCUGUGUCAGGAGGAUGACCAGCUGUUCCUCAGCGUAGGCCAGCACCAGCUGGACGUGGAAGGCUGAGCCAGCAUGGUGGGCAGCUCUCUUGUGCCCGCGGGUGCCUGCCUCUCUGCUUUAAGUGGUAUUGCUGGGCUCUGAUAUCCCCAUGCGGAUGGCUCCAGUGAACUGGAAGAGAGGACAUCUCUGGUCCAGGAACUGGUAUCCACACAGCAUCCCAGGAGCUACAGAUCAGCGUGUGUUCUCUGACUGGGAUGUACUCAUCACACACUGGCCUUUGUCGGCUCUUUUGGACACCCAAAACAAGCAAUAUUCGGAAGUCACUCUGCAGGGGACUGUGUCCAUCAGAGAAGCCUCCCUCAUUCUGGAGUAAAGCCCUGAGUUAGCUUGUAUGAUUCAAUAGAACUAAAUCCCCUCCAGGUAUCUUAAACAAGAAAAAAA